Thunnus maccoyii (southern bluefin tuna) is the source of this 1029-nucleotide messenger RNA. RefSeq names its product SPC25 component of NDC80 kinetochore complex (gene spc25). NCBI's taxonomy places the organism in Eukaryota, Metazoa, Chordata, Actinopteri, Scombriformes, Scombridae. Bases 130 to 843 code for a protein of 237 amino acids. The record is from RefSeq and is a predicted model, not a curated record. The transcript is spliced from 7 exons. Gene Ontology annotation, cellular component: Ndc80 complex. Gene Ontology annotation, biological process: chromosome segregation.
CCGGUGUUCACUGCCCGCCCCCUUAAUACAGACCGCGGAUUUUUGAAAAUAACGACAAGUCCAGAAGUAGAAGACAGAGGUUCAUCUUCACCAGCCGAUAUUUGUAAGAUUUUCAGUCUCCAGAGCAUCAUGGCGUCCAUAACUGACCCAAACAUGAGUGACAUGUUUACCAAUUCAAUGAGGGAGAUCCACAACAAACAUCUUAAAGUAUAUGAGGAGAUAAUCGACACAACAGUGGAGUUGUGCCAGUCCCACAGACAGUUUGUGAAAUCUGCACUUGAUACAUGUUUAAAGAAAUGUAAGGAUGAUGAAAUGCUGUUUGACACAAUUCAAACAUUCAAAAGAGACCUGCAACAAAAAAGUGUGUCACUGAAGGAGAAACAGCACGCCAUUUCUGAAGUAAUAUCUGAGGUUCAGCAGAAGGAGAUGCAGAAAGACAGCCUUAUCCAGAAGAUUGAGAAACUUAAAGAGGAACAAGUCAAGAGAAAAGACUUAAUCAAAUCCCAAAAUAAAGCAAACAAGGACAGACUGAGGAAUCUCCAGAAAGCCAGAGUAGUCUUCCAGGAUCAUUUGGGACUGGAGAUACGAACAAUCCAAGGCAAAACACAACUGGUGAAAGGUGAAAAGUUGCAGUUUGUUUUCCGACAUAUCAAUCCUGCUGAUCAGGACAGCGCCUACAUCGUCACAAUGGGGAUCAAAGAAGAUGGAUCAUACCAGAUUGUGUCGAGUGACCCCUCGCUCGAGUGUUUGCCUGUCUUGGAAAAACGGCUUCAGGAGACCAAUAACUUACCAGCAUUCCUGGCAAAUAUCAGGAAGGAGUUUAUCUCACAGGCUCGUUGCUAAGAUUGGAAGGAAAGGAAGAUAAAGAAACUCGCAGCGAACUUCAUGCUGCCUUGGGAACUGAUGUGAGCACAGAGGGCUUCAUGUUCAAGAAAGACGACUGAGGUCUUGGAGAAGAAAAUGUAUAAUUAAUUUUUUGUCUUUUUAUUAACAAUUUUAAAGCAAUAAAGUACAUACACAGAAACCUGA